UGAUUCGUUCCAAAUGGAAGAUCCAACUUUAGUGCUAGACUUAAAGCAUUUCAUUUUACACUCGAAUUAAAAGACUCGACAUUGUAGUAAUUUUAAUUCGCAAAAGUUCAAGGCAGAAUGUUUCGUCGCAUAAAUAGUAUGUGGAUGGUGACACGUUCCUUGACGCGCGCUUCAGGUGCGCAGCGGCACUUGUCUGUGGGGACUCUGCGCCGAAGCAAACCCAGUGCCCAAAAGGAUCUUCAGCCCAGUGCCGUACUGCAGCAGAAGGAGAAGGAGAAGCAGACCGUCACAGCAAAAGAAGGGUCAGCCAUCGUGGUGGCGCUCAAGUCCGAAAAUGGCUGUGCCUCCGAUAGCCAGCCGCAACAAUUGGAAAACGUCUACAAGCUGAACCGCCGCGAUGCCCUGAAGCGAAUGUUGAAGGAAAAGAGCAACAAAGAGGGCAACGAGCAGAAGCCUGGCGAACAGAAGACGAGCUCUGAUCAUGGCCAGUCGCCACUGGGGCGUCAACCUAUGCCUUGGGUGCCCCAGCCCAGCUACCGGGGUCCCGAAGUCAAGAAGAAGGCCACCGCAGCGGACGAGGCCCCCAAGGAUGAGCAGAAGAAAUCGAAACUGAAUCGCCGCGACUAUUUGAGACAGAUGUGCAAGCAGAGCCUGCUGAAUCCCCAGGAGAAGAAGCCCGGCGACGAUUUGCAAAUGGAAUCAGUAAAACUCAAGAAGGAGUCGCUGGAUCCGGCACGGGUGGAAAAUCUCAAUCUGAAGUGGAAACAGCACCAGCAGGAGAUUGCCAAGCGAAUGCAGAACGCUGACAAGAAGAAGUUCGUCUCCCGAUUCGAGAUGAAUGCGGGGCGGAAGGAGAAGAUAAAAUAAAUGAUCAUUCCCCGAUCUCUGACACUCCCAUUACACACAUACACACACACACAUACAAGCACGUUGAUUCGCAGGCAUCCUUAACGUGUAAUUGUUAAUUGUUAAAAUUCUUGUUAUAAACCAGCAUAGAGCCAGCCAGCAGUAACUAUACGUACAGAGA
Drosophila obscura is the source of this 1027-nucleotide messenger RNA. RefSeq lists its product as uncharacterized. Lineage: Eukaryota; Metazoa; Arthropoda; Insecta; Diptera; Drosophilidae. The record is from RefSeq and is a predicted model, not a curated record. The transcript has 2 exons. The coding region runs from base 118 to 867 and encodes 249 amino acids.